Aegilops tauschii subsp. strangulata is the source of this 480-nucleotide messenger RNA. Lineage: Eukaryota; Viridiplantae; Streptophyta; Magnoliopsida; Poales; Poaceae. The record is from RefSeq and is a predicted model, not a curated record.
AUGUCCGCCGCCUCCUCGCCCAACCCCGGCGUGCCACGUCAGCUCCCAGCCACCUCCACCGCGCCUCCUCUCUCCUCCCGCCACCGCGGCCCGCCCGGGCCCGGGGCUGGCCCGCCAGGCCCAUCGGGGCCCGAGGCGCCCAGAUCCGCGCCGCCGCCCCUCGGCUCCCGCUCGCCCGCCGCCCGAGCUCGGUCGCCCGCCGCCGCCGGACUCCGCCUGCGCCGCCGUGCGUCCUCCGCCGCCGCAGCGCCCGCCGGGGCCACCUCCGCCGCCGCCCGCGACGGUCCGCGCCUCCGCCGCCCAUGGCCGCAGCCGCGCCUCCCGACACCGCCGCCUCCCGAGCGCCGGAGCGCCUCCUUGCUCCGCCGCGCCGGAGCUCGCCUCCGCCCGGCGCCGGAAGCCUCCUACGCCGCGCCCUCGUCCCCUCCGGCGAUCUCCACCGACCCCCGAUCCAGAUGCAGUGAGGUCUCCCCGCGUUGA